Aphanomyces astaci is the source of this 2670-nucleotide messenger RNA. RefSeq lists its product as hypothetical. The record is from RefSeq and is a predicted model, not a curated record. Lineage: Eukaryota; Oomycota; Saprolegniomycetes; Saprolegniales; Verrucalvaceae. Bases 63 to 2561 code for a protein of 832 amino acids. The transcript has a single exon. Gene Ontology annotation, biological process: signal transduction.
CAACACAUUUCUGAGAGAAACAGGACAGAUCGCGCCGUUCCAUUCGCAUUCUCGAUCGAACCAUGAAGUCGACCUGCCAACAGCGCCUGGAAGCUCGCCAGGCGCAACUCAAAGCGUCCGAGAUUAGUCCAUUGGAACAGCUUCAAGCCAUGGGGGAGCGAAUCUCUCGCGCCCGCGAAAACCGAAAGCAGCACGUAGCCUUUCGCCGACACUCCGCCCGAGACCGUGUCAUGAAAGCCCAAGCAGUCGCGCGGGCAACCUUUGAGGAUGUUCAAUCUCGAUCCCAAGGGCAACAGAUCCGACUGCAAACGCGCUUAGAAGACGCCGAGAAGCGGCGCUUGGACAAGCUUGCGCAGACCACGUCGCAAUGCCAACAGCGGAACGAACGCGUCUUGUCAGCGUUGCAGGGACUGGCUGAUCGCACGAUGGAGAAACGUCGCAUUUAUGACGCGUCGGUUCGUGCGGCGCGUUAUCGGCGCGCGGUGCUCACGUCAGCGUACGUGUCCAAGUUGGAGAAGCAUGCCAACGACGUUGAAUCGAAGAAGGAUCGCAUCCUCCAAACUCGACGUUUGGACGCGGCCACGUCGCUGCAACGCUGGUUCCGACACGGCCGCCACGUGCGCGAGGUGCAUGCUGCCUUGCGUCCCCUUCGUCCUUCCACCCAGGCCAUUUUGGACCUAUGGGCAAGCGUCGGUCGAUCCACCGUGGACACGAGCAUGAUGCUGCUCCAGAACCGGCAAACCGCGGCGAAAGCACAUGCCGUGGGCAAAGUGCUCUUUCCCGCCACGUCGUUUCGCAUACUCCUCAUGGCUGGCAUGCUCAUGCACCAUCCCAAAGACGUGAUGGACCAGGGCUUCGACCCGGUGCUCCAUUUCACCGCCAAACGUGUCUGUCACGCGCUCAUGGACUUGACAACUAUGUGGUCGACUUCGCUAGCGGCAUUUGCCUCGUCGUGGCGCCGAUGGGAGUCGAGUCGCUUGAUGUACACGUCCACGUUCGCGGCAUGGAAGAAGCGCGAUGGCGAGCGGCUGACGACGGACAUGUUGAACGUGUACGCCGAGCUGUUCACCGUGCUCACGCAAGCGACGGCGGAUGGCACAGAUAGCGCGAUGAGCAAGACGAAGGACCAGUUGAAGCAGCUUCGUAGCGCGUUGGUGCAGGCGCUGGGUAGCACCGCCGCCACGGACCGAUUGGACGCCCUGGAGCAGGAAUUGGCCGCAAAACUGUCGGGGAAGCCAGCAGCAGGCCAUGCACCAUCGACGCCUCCAACGCCUCGUUCGCCGGCCAAGAAACCCAACUUGGAAUUCACCAAGUCGGUAUUUGCGAACGACAGUUUGACCCACGAACUGAUUUUGAACCCGCGGUUCCAACUCCCCGUGGAUGAUUUCCGUGAGAAUGGGUCACUUGAACGCCGGGUACAGGCCACGAUGCACCAUGCGUUCUGGGACCAAGUGCAGGUCACGCAAGACCCCCAAUGGAUUGCGGGAAUCCUCGUGGAGCUCCGCGAUGCCCUCGGUCGAGUGUGCAAAGUUCCGCGGAACUUUCUCAAUGACGCGCAAUUGGAAGCUCUGGCAGAUGCAGAGUGGACGGAGUGGGUGGCGUUGCAGCAACAAGUGCUGCAUGUGAUUGCCGCCAACGAAGCGCCGGCGCGAAGCGAGUCGACGGCGGCGCGGCGCGCUUUGGUGCUGGACUCGUCCCCGACGUGCAAAGCAGACGGGUACAAGGAGCUGACGUCGUUUUUCCGGUUCUGUUUCGACAAGGCGGACGAAAUCCGCGGCGAUAGCCUGAAUGCGCACCUGGCAUUGCUCGCCCCGUAUCUGCAACGCCACGGCGUCGAGCACGAAGCCAAGAAAUUUGAGCAGCGCGUGGCGGCUGGGAGCGUGACGCUGUCGCAGACCACUGCGUGGCUCCAAAGGCAACACGGGACGGACGUUCGCACGAUCGUGCGAUCUGGGUUGAUUGCCUUGGUCGAAACGUACAUUGAAUCGCCCGACAAGUUGUGGCCAGAAACGUUUGCGAUGGACGUGGGGCGCGUCCGUGGGUGGCGCAACCGUGUGGAUGCGACGGCGUUGCAAGCGAGCUGUGUGGCGCUGGUGCGGGAAGAGUGCGGGCAUUUCGGAGCGACGUAUCCGGCCGAGGCGGCGGCGGCGCUGUGCGCCAAACUCGCGAUUCUCCUGGACGAAUCGUGUGGAAGUGUGAAAAUGGACGACUUGGUGGUGCAGGUAGUGCAUGAAGUAGGCUCGUACAUGAAAUCUCCCUGGCCGAGUCCUGCCGCCCGCGAGACGUUUCAAAAGCGAGUGGCUGACGUGGCCCGGCCAUCGAAUGUGAUCUUUCGCCUCUUUUUUCAACGCAUCGUGGCUGUGCUGAAGACCCAUGUGAUGGAGUGCGAUGGAAAGAAGAAGGCGGGAAACGAUGUCGCAGUUCCGUCGACCUUAGCUCUCUUUGCCCCAGACUUGAAUGCACUCUGCCGAGAAAUGGCGCUCCUGGCCAAACACAAUGAAGCUGUGCACGCUACGACCUACAAUCGGUUGGUUCGGGAAGCAGCUACUAUUAGACCGUAGAUUACAUUGAUUUGACAUGGGAUAAAUACUAGUAAUACUAGCACGUAUUGAUAGUAUUACAACGUAGUAUACACGAUUUACGAAACAAACACGAAACAAAAUACACCAG